AUGAUUUAAAAUGAAAUUGCAGAAUGCAUUAAAAAAAUGACAACUUAUCUUGAUUCGAAUGGGUAUAAGAAAUUUAAGCUUUUUCAGGCUUAGCCUAAUUAUUUUGAUUUGAAUUAUGAGGAAAGAAAAACAUUAUUAUAGGCUCCAUCUGUUGAUUACUUAUGCAAAUCUAUCAUAAUGGAAAACACAAAGUAUGAUGAUUCAUAUCCGGAUCAUGAAGUCAACCCAAAAUUCAUUUGCGUUGUAGUUCAAUAUAUCACAAAACUAUAAGGGGAAAAGGUAAAAUAGUUAAGAACAAUAUUAGAUUAAUAAAUAUUUUAAAUAGUUAUAGAAUCAGAAGUACCCAAAUAAACAAAUAUCCAGAAAUAAAUUACACUUCAGAUUAACAUCAGAUGAAGUAACUAAUUGUUUAUUAAAUUAGAUGUCGUAUCAACUAAGUGGAUAUUAAUUUAAUGCUAUAACACCUUUCAACAUGAUACAAAAUAUGCCAUUGUUGAUUUCCGAAAGAAUAUUGAACUUAGAGUAUAUAUGGUUUGGAGGUGGACAUACAGAUGUUAAAUUGAGAAUGGACAUCAAGGAAAUGUGCACUCUCUAUCCAAAUAAAGUCUUUUAUUCAGACAUAAUAAUGCAAUAACAAGAAUAAUGAAAACCUA
Molecule: messenger RNA, 653 nt
Organism: Paramecium octaurelia
Lineage: Eukaryota; Ciliophora; Oligohymenophorea; Peniculida; Parameciidae
Source: the annotation of a GenBank genome assembly